AUGGGUUGUGCUGCAUCAAGAAUUGACGAAGAAGAGAGGGUGAUAAUUUGCAAGCAGAGGAAGAUGCUGAUGAAAAUUUUGUUACGAUAUCGUGAAGAAUUUGCUAAUGCUCAGUUGGCAUACUUGAGAUCAUUGAAAAAUACUGGAGUUACCCUCAGGCAGUUUACUGAAUCUGAUUCAUUGGAACUUGAGGAUUCCACUUCUGUCCCGACAUUGCCUCCUUCCCCUCCUUCCCCUUUGCUGUCACCUCCACCUCCACCUCCACCUCCUUCUUCGCCUCCGCCUGCUUGCAUGAGAAAGCUUGAGGAUAAACAGCCGAAGGCUGAAGUUGCACAAGGAGAAAUAAUAGAAGUCGAUGAGGAGAGCAGUCACAACGAACCUCCACUUGGGUUCGCUGGGGAAUAUUGGGAUUCAUUUGCUUCUUCAUCGCUUGAAUGUGAUAAAAAGUGUGACACUGUCGAGGAGGAAAAUUGGGAAGAGGCAAAUAGUGAAUUUCUUGAAGGAUAUGUCGAGGAGACUGUUGUUGCCACCGACGACGAUAUUAUACCCGGGAAGGAGCAGAUUUUUGAACUGGUUGAUGAUGAUUCGUUAGUGAUGAGCUGUCACUCAAUGGAUGCUUCAGACAAGGCUAUGGUAGUUUGGCGAAGUAAGAAGACCUUGACUGGUAUUGUUAAGGACUUGGAUGACUACUUCGUGAAAGCAGCAGGUGGAGUGAAGGAUAUAGCUGUUUUUGUAGAUAUCAGUAUGGGCGACACAUUCCUUUUCCGUGGUAUCAAAGAAAACAAGAGUAACAGAAGCAGUUCAGCAAAAGUCUUUAGCUCGCUGACAUGGAGUUGGUAUUCCAAAUCAUUUCGCUCCACAAGAGACACUGGAGAGGUCUAUGUCUCCGGUGAGCCGUGUAAGCCUGGAGCUCAUUGUAUCACCCUCCAAAAACUUUAUUUGGAGGAGCAAAAGCUCUACAAGGCAGUCAAGGAGGAAGAGAAUGCCAAGGUGGGGCACCAGAGAAAAUCUUCAUUGCUAGGUAAACUAGAGGAAGAGCACGAUUUGGCUAAAUCUGAAAAAACUCGUUCAGCCGUUGAAAGUUUGCAGUCUUACAUCUUAUCUUUGCAACAAUCAAUCAAUCAGUCUUACUCAACCAUAUUAAAGCUCAUAAGUGAGGAGCUCCACCCUCAGCUGAUUGCACUAUCUUCUGGAUUGAUGCAUUUGUGGCAAACUAUGUACAAUUGCCAUAAAUUCCAGAAUUAUAUAUCUCAACAGCUGAAUCAUAUAGCAAAUCAGCAAAACACAGAAUUUAGUAGUGAAUACCAUCGGCAGGCUGCAGCUCAGCUAAAAACAGAAGUCACUUCUUGGUACAACAACUUCUGCAAACUCGUAAAAUAUCAGAAAGAAUAUGUUAGAGCUCUCUGCAAAUGGACUGAACAGACCGACUGCCUUAGAGAUGUUGAUGGAUGUGUGCAGAUGAAGUUUGAGGGCAGCCUAUCUACCGAAGAUGCAAAUCCUGCCUUGACAUCCAAGAAUCCGUUAUCAAUUAGGCGUGCUAAAGUUGAGGCCCUAAAAAGAUUAGUGGAUGACGAGAAGGCCAAAUAUGACAUGGACACUGCAAAGGAUUUUCCGCUUUUUGCCCACUGGUUGGUAGAGAUGAACAGGCUUUGGAGUGGAUUCUCAAAUAUCUCAGCAUGA
Fraxinus pennsylvanica is the source of this 1680-nucleotide messenger RNA. The record is from the annotation of a GenBank genome assembly. Lineage: Eukaryota; Viridiplantae; Streptophyta; Magnoliopsida; Lamiales; Oleaceae.